Molecule: messenger RNA, 2332 nt
Organism: Notothenia coriiceps (black rockcod)
Lineage: Eukaryota; Metazoa; Chordata; Actinopteri; Perciformes; Nototheniidae
Product: muscle M-line assembly protein unc-89-like
Exons: 3
Coding region: 80-2332 (750 amino acids)
Source: RefSeq, a predicted model, not a curated record
AUCAUUUGAAAGCCGCGUUUCUCAUGCAAGUAGCCCUAAUGAUAGCCUGAUCACCCAGAAUGCAUCUGUUCCAAUUGCAAUGCCUGAACACAGAGCAUUCAGCAUCUGUUCUCAUGACUGUUCUGUCGAGGAGGACGGACCCUGGGCUCAGCAGAAUAACUCUGCUGCUCUGCGGGGCAUCCUCAAGCACUUGUCCCUUUGUAGCCCUGCAGACCUCCUGCUCUCCCCCCUGGACCUGAGUCCAGGGAGCCUGGACCCUCCUGCUGAGGCCUGGAUAGACAGGAAGCAGGUGAGGUUCAGCCCCACGGUCGGUCGUCACGACGUGGAGUGGCUCCAGGGGAAGGAGCUGGGAGAGCACAGUUUGCUGGACAUCGACUCCAACACUCCCUGUCACACAGAAAAUAAUAGUGACCUUGAGAAAAGUGGCGGUACCGCCGUUGGUCCGUGUAUGCCUUCUCUCUAUCAGAGUAAAGUGGAUUUACAGGAAGGUGAACUCAGUUGCAAAAAUGAGGCAAACCUUCAAAAGCAAGAAGCUGGCCAGCAGGUCCUUGGUGAUGUCUCUGAGCAAAAUCAUUCAGAGUUUAUAAGCCCUGCCGUGACCACACUCAUUUCUGCUGGGCCUCCCUCUCAGGCCACAGACUGGCACCAUGGAUUCCACCAUCAUCCCCAAAAAAUGCCUGAACAAAAAACUGACAUUGCUGUUGAGGAGACCCAAGAGCUGCCGUCUACUGGCAGCUCAAAGGGCUCAUUUAAUUCUGUCUCAUCAAAGCCUAGACAAAGACUGCUCGGAUUAUUUAGACGAGAGGAAAAGAAAACUGAUGAAGUAAAGACAGGACAAAAAGAAGAGGCGAAGAUACCUCAGCAGAAGGAACAGUGCAGAACGAAGAACCUCUCUCUACGUGCUGCAAAUACGACUGUGGACGAACCUGCAAGUGUUAAACAAGAAGCUAAAGCUACAGAGACAACAGAGGUCAGAACGCUACAACUUACAGCACUGCAGAACACAUCCUUUAAAGAAUCAAUGCCCUCAGUAGAUGCAGACAAUCAGCGGGAGGCAGCAGAAGGCAGAUUUGUUGAGCUUCCAGAGAGACUGUAUAAUCUGAAAGCUUUCUUGGAGAGGGAAAACACUGGCCCGAAAGUAAUUAUACCUGGAGAAGAGGCAAAGUGCAAAGACAUCCCCAAUAAAGGAAUAGAUGAUUUAAUUGGCCAUAAGUCUAACAUUGAUGAGAAGAGCAUAAACAACAAUCUCUCAAAUCAAAUGGAAAUGACAGUUAAGGAUGCUGUCAGCACGUCCCCACAGACCAACUGUAGCUUAUCAGUAGAUUUAUCGAAAGAAGAUGGCACAUAUAGAGCAAACCCAGUCCUCAUCGAUGAAGAGACGGAUGACUCCCAAACAAGUUCACUAAUGGAGCCACAGAGAAACAUCAUCUCUCCUGUAACUUCUAAUGUAAGCUUCAAAACCCAAAAGCAACAACCAGAUUUUCCAGUUCCUCUUCCCAGGCAGUCUAGUUCCAGUCCUCAAGAGGACAGACCAGCCAAGAGUAGUGAGGUUAAGGAUCUUUGGAAGAAGGAAUAUAAGGGACACAGGGUAGUCGCUGCAAGAGCCAAUAGUACUGUGGUUGCACAGUCAACAUCUCACCAAUACCAAGAAAAGGAUGAAACAGAAUAUGAGGAAAGGCCUCUCAGUCCUAUCAAAUCCCAAAACGAAAGAUCAAAAGACCAGGAUGAUGAGAUAAGGAAGAGUCCAUCUAAGACCUGUCAUCCAAGGGUCCUACCAAGAGAGUCCUCCAUUCCUCAGAGAUCCAAACUGGGAGGCCCUCAGCUAACAACGUUCCCAAUAGACAUCGACCCCCAAGCUAAGGUGGUUGAAGAGCAACAUAAGAAGUCAACACCAGUUCCUAGACAGAAGAAGGGUCCAUCACAUGAAGCGAAGCACACAGUCCCGACUGACUCUAAAUCCAGCAUAGAAGUCUCCUCUUGUCCUCUCCCUUUACCUCCUGAGGACAUCCACACACAAAAAAGUAGUUUAAGUUCCUUUACUUCACCUCUAUCUAAAAAAGCUCCAGAGAAGAAGUUGGGUACGUUUACACCCUUGGCCAGAUCUUUCAUUCCUCAGGACUAUCAGCACUACCUGGGGCCUCAGGAGAAGGCCCAUGUCCCGCUCUUUAAGCAGGAGACCUCUGCUUUAGCAAAGAAUGAUGCGGGUCACAAACCACAGGAUGCCCUCACACACUUCAGUCCCACUGAAGGGAGUCCUCACAAAGUCAGGGUGCAAAAUAAAGAAGACAAUUCCAGCCAAAACACAGCGACCCGGGCCAGUCAAGGCAAUUAG